Messenger RNA from Selaginella moellendorffii, 2103 nucleotides. RefSeq names its product poly(A)-specific ribonuclease PARN. The transcript has 6 exons. Bases 70 to 1881 code for a protein of 603 amino acids. Gene Ontology annotation, cellular component: cytoplasm. Gene Ontology annotation, molecular function: RNA binding; 3'-5'-RNA exonuclease activity. The record is from RefSeq and is a predicted model, not a curated record. Lineage: Eukaryota; Viridiplantae; Streptophyta; Lycopodiopsida; Selaginellales; Selaginellaceae.
UUAAAAGGUUUUAAAUUUUAAAUCAUUUUGGAAUGGGAUCUAUUUCUAGGGCAGCCGUGAGAUCCAUCCAUGGCGUUCGUGACGCGGAGCAAUUGGGAGGAGGCGCUAGUCGAGGCUAGGGCUCACAUCCGCCAGGCGGCAUUUGUGGCUGUGGAUCUGGAGCUGACCGGCGUCCAGACGACGCCAUGGCGCGGCGCCACAGAGGUGGACAAUCUCCACACUCGCUACCUCAAUCUUCGCGACUCGGCCGAGAAAUUUGCGAUGAUCCAGUUUGGCCUCUGCCCGGUCUUGUGGGAUGCUGCCGGUGGGAAAUUCAUCGCCUAUCCCUAUAACUUUUGUUUGUUCCCGCGUCACGAGCUCCAAAUCGAGAUGCCCGCGAGAGAUUUCUUGUGCCAGGCGACUUCACUCGAGUUUCUUGCGAAGCACCAGUUUGAUUUCAAUGCCUGCAUUUACGACGGAAUUUCUUAUCUAUCUCACGAGCAGGAGAAACUCGCUAGACAUAAACUGAAGUUGACGGAUGCGGAUGGAGCACCACGCGAGCUUGAGAGCUUCUCGGCACUGGAGAUUCCACUCAAUAGAACAGCGGACGUUAUCUUUAGCGAGAGCGUGCGAGUCCAAGCCGGGGAAUGGCGUGACAAAGUGCUGCAAAGAGAAAAGGAUGCUCACGAACCUGAGGAGCGGCUGUGCCUCGUUGUGGAAGUUGCUGGUAACCAUGAAGCCAACCUCGUUCACCAGGUUUUGCGAAAGAGCUUCCAAGAUCUCGUUCCUUUUACGGAGGAUGGUGCAAAGAAAGUGAAAAUUCUGUUUCCUCGAUCUGUGAAGGAGAGGGCGCUCUUAGUGGGUCAAUGGGAAAAGGAUAGAAGGUCGAGAUUGGAAAACCAGAUCAUGGAUGCAAUAGGAUUUCGUCAACUUAUUGAUGCUCUAGUGGAGUCGAAGAAGCCAGUGGUCGGACACAAUUGCUUUCUUGAUAUUGCUCAUAUUUACAACAAAUUCUUCGCAACUCUUCCUUUGAGCUGCUCCGAAUUCUGCUCGUCCAUCCACCAGCAUUUCCCUUGCAUCUUCGACACCAAGUACUUGCUGAAAGCGGACUCGGCGGCUCAAGAAAUGCUUGGGAAAGGCGGCACAACCUUAGGCCCGGUGUUCUCAAACGUGGGAAAGCUGCCAAACAAAGUCCAGAUCGAGUUUGGAAGCUCCAGCCUUUGCAGGUACGAUGGGACAGAGAUGAAGCACGAGGCCGGCUAUGAUGCUUACAUGACGGCGGCAGUCUUUGCCAACAUCUGCCAGUUUAUGAAGAUGGAUCCCGCGAACUUGCCUUCACUCUGCGAGCAAGCAAAAGAGGGCGAGGAAGAAAGAUCAGGCCUUGGGAGCCACGCAAAUCACUUGUACCUUGGUUGGCGAGGGCACUUUGUCCUCGAUCUUUCGACUGGCCAGGAAGCAACUGGUCCCAGGUCACUCAAGUCUUCUCGAUCCAUCGAGCGUGAGAAGGCCAAGAGUGUGGCACUGAUGUGGGGCUCCGGUUCCACUCGAAGCUUGGAAGUUGACAGUCGAAGCUUGGAAGCUGACGUGAAAGCCUGCUUUACCGCUAAAUCACCACCGCAUGUAGAAGUCGUGCGCAUCGAUGAGAGCUCCGCGUUUGUGGUUUUCCGGAGGAAGGAGUCCCUAGAAUCCCUGGUGCAAGCCUUCGAAUGCUCCGGUCACCACGACAAGGUUGGCGUGUGCGAUGUUAGCGGCCUGGUUGCACGCGGCUGGAAGAUUGCCCGAUAUGAGUUCUUUGAGAAGCUUUGCGAGUCGCCACUGUCAACGGCAAAGCUCACGGACGCAGUCACUUCGAUGCAUCUUCAAGCUGAAAGUAGUAGCUCGAGGAAGCGACCGCGAUUAUGAAAGCCAGGAUCGUUUUUUUUUUCCUCUCUCUUGCUACGCUCCGCUACCUCCAACCGGAACUACGAGACGAUCGGCUAGCAUGAAUGACAAAUCGCCCAUUUGUGACAAGAGAUCGUUCACUGGAUCCUCGGCUGCUGGCCCAUUGCUAGCACUGGUUCCAGAAAGUUUUGCUUAUCAGUAAGAGCACUAGAACAAAACACGAUAUCGAUACCUUUUGGAGCU